Messenger RNA from Clarias gariepinus (North African catfish), 1226 nucleotides. RefSeq names its product ribosome production factor 1 homolog (gene rpf1). The record is from RefSeq and is a predicted model, not a curated record. Gene Ontology annotation, cellular component: preribosome, large subunit precursor; nucleolus. The coding region runs from base 58 to 1113 and encodes 351 amino acids. Gene Ontology annotation, biological process: maturation of LSU-rRNA; maturation of 5.8S rRNA. Lineage: Eukaryota; Metazoa; Chordata; Actinopteri; Siluriformes; Clariidae. The transcript is spliced from 9 exons. Gene Ontology annotation, molecular function: rRNA primary transcript binding.
CCCGGAAACGUUCUGUAAACACACGUGCGUUCGCAGUGAACGCUUAGCAGUUAAAACAUGGAUUUCGUUGAGGUGCCGGUGUCUGAAGAUGCGCCCAGCUUUAAGGGUAAAGGUAAAAAACAAAAGAAGCAAAAGAAAAGUGAAGAGAAAUCAGCUGAAAAUGACCCAGAACUGUCGGAAGCCGCAGAACCUUUAGGCUCCUCUCUGCCUCCUACAUUCAGCCUGUCGGAAAUAAAAAAUAAACAGCGAAGACAUCUUAUGUUUAUGAAGCUCAAGCAGGAGAAAAGAAAGCAAAAAUUGCAGUUAAGAAAGAAAAGAAAAAAGGAGAGAGAAGCACUUGGUGAUAAGGCACCGCCGAAAGAAGUUCCAAAGACUAUUGAAAAUCAGAGAAUAUACGACGAGACUGUAGUAGACCCAGAAGAUGAAGAGGUGGCUUUUGAUGAAGGGACAGAUGAGUUCUCGGCGUACUUUAACAAACUUGUAAACCCUAAAGUUCUUAUAACCACCUCAGACAGACCAAGAGGCAGAACUGUACGGUUUUGUGAGCAGUUAGCUACAGUCGUACCAAAUGCACAUGUGUACUACAGAAGAGGUCUUGCUUUGAAGAAGAUCAUUCCUCAGUGUAUAUCACGAGACUUCACUUAUCUCAUGGUCAUCAACGAAGACAGAAAGAUGCCAAAUGGUUUAGUUCUUUGUCACCUUCCUGAUGGGCCGACUGCACAUUUUAAAGUCAGCAGUGUUCGACUCCGAAAAGAGAUGAAGAGAAAAGGAAAGGCACCAACAGAACACCACCCAGAGGUCAUACUGAAUAACUUCACCACUAGACUGGGCCACAGCAUCGGCCGUAUGUUUGCUGCAUUAUUUCCUCAGGAUCCACAGUUUGUUGGUCGACAGGUUGCCACGUUCCACAACCAGCGAGACUUUAUCUUCUUCAGGUUUCACAGAUACAUUUUCAAAAAUGAGAAGAAAGUGGGUAUCCAGGAACUAGGGCCCCGGUUCACUCUUAAGCUACGGUCACUGCAGAAAGGGACAUUUGACUCCAAGUUUGGAGAGUAUGAAUGGGUUCAUAAGCGCCAUGAAAUGGACACAAGCAGAAGAAAAUUCCAUCUUUAAAGACCUAGGGGAAUAAAAUGUCAUCCACAUAAGAUGAUUUUGAUCGUAACAUUUAAAAUGCAACAGAUUAAUUUGUUUUUAUUGUAAAAAUAUACCAGUUGCAAUUCUGAUAA